Molecule: messenger RNA, 2363 nt
Organism: Hemiscyllium ocellatum (epaulette shark)
Lineage: Eukaryota; Metazoa; Chordata; Chondrichthyes; Orectolobiformes; Hemiscylliidae
Gene: rnf185
Product: ring finger protein 185
Exons: 6
Coding region: 35-631 (198 amino acids)
Biological process (GO): ubiquitin-dependent protein catabolic process
Cellular component (GO): endoplasmic reticulum
Molecular function (GO): ubiquitin protein ligase activity; metal ion binding; ubiquitin-like protein conjugating enzyme binding
Source: RefSeq, a predicted model, not a curated record
GCCAGCCGGAUGUGUGAGUGUUGCUAUCAGGGAGAUGGCAAGUUUGGAUUCAGCGGCUGCUGGUGCCGACAGAGGCCCAGGGCCUGGGCCAGGGGAGAGCCGAGGGCCCGGGCCAGGGGAGAGCCGAGGGCCCGGGGAGGGUAAGGGCCAGGACAGUACCUUCGAGUGUAACAUCUGCCUGGACACAGCGAAGGACGCGGUGAUCAGUUUGUGCGGCCACUUGUUCUGCUGGCCCUGCUUGCAUCAGUGGUUAGAAACCAGACCGAAUCGACAGGUUUGCCCUGUUUGCAAAGCAGGAAUUAGUCGAGACAAAGUAAUUCCCCUUUAUGGAAGAGGAAGCACAGGCCAGCAGGAUCCAAGAGAGAAAACUCCUCCGAGACCGCAAGGCCAGAGACCUGAGCCAGAGAGUAGAGGGGGUUUCCAAGGUUUUGGAUUUGGAGAUGGAGGAUUCCAGAUGUCAUUUGGGAUUGGUGCAUUUCCAUUUGGGAUUUUUGCGACAGCAUUUAACAUCAAUGAUGGCCGCCCACCUCCAGCAGUCCCUGGAACGCCACAGUACGUGGAUGAACAGUUUCUGUCUCGCCUUUUCCUCUUUGUGGCUCUUGUGAUUAUGUUCUGGCUCCUCAUUGCUUAAGGACAAACGGAAGCGAUUACUUUUCUGGAUCAUUGUGUGAUCUGAUGAGCCAGAUGAACACUUCUGGGAAACUAUAUCUUUCACCAAGGUUUUCUACCUUUCAAACAUACAUUAUUUACAGAAAUCAUAUCUAAUUGGGGCUGAAACCAUUGUUUGAAUUGACCAAUUGAAGAUGAUGAAAACAGCAUGUAUAUGGAUCUAGUUAGAGAGGACUCGUUUGUUCAAAAGAUUCCCAUUCCUGGGUUGUAAUUUUAUGGAAAUACCUGUGUUCUGUGCUUGUAUGUGAAAUAUUCAGGUCUGCAUGCUGAUUUCAAGCUGAGUUUCUGAUUAUCUAUCCUUACUCAAAUCACUGCAUUGUCACUUUGGGAAUGGAAAGAAAAUGUGUUUCUUGGCUGGUAUAAUAGUCCUUGAAGUGAAGAUUUAAGCUGUGCUUGUCAGGUUUGUUAAGUAGAUUUGUCUCCAAGUCAGAAGAUUUAAAGUACAAGUUCAACACAACUUGACUGUACAGUCUCAGCUAUUUGGCAAGACAGAUGUCUAAUUUUACGUUCAGAUGAAUAUAAAAGGUCCUAUAGUCCUAUUUAAAGACUAGCAAGAGUUGCAUUUCCUGGUCAACCAAGUUGUCAAACUUAGAUUAAACGGUAAUGUAUUUCAUUGCAAUUUAUGGAAUAUUGCUGUGCUUGAAUUACAUUUUCCUACAUAACAAUUGCUUUAACUGUGAUUAAUGUUUAGCUGUGAAGAACACUGACAUGAACUGAGGUUGUAGACAACUGCAAGUCUCCACUCUUAAUUUUGCUAAAAGUAAAACAAAUUAGUCACCUUUACCUGCUCGUCAGACUUCAUUUGUAGCCACUGAUAAUAUCAAUCAACUGUUAAGAUCAUUUUCUCACUCUGCCUGUACCUAUUCAGAUCAGAAUAUUGGAGUAGAUCUUUUCAGUGGUACUCUUCCCUUUAAUUGAGAUGCUCAGUUUUAAACAGUUAGUCAAUAAAUCUGCAUGAAAUAUUGAUCAGAUUCUCAACUUAUUGCAUCACCUCACGGAGUGGGAUGGGUGUGCUGGAAUCUGGUCCCCCUCUAAUCCUGAGCAUUUCGAUCGCCAUGUUCUGGAUUCACCUUAACAAUCCUUAUUCAUCUAUUUUGUAAGUUCACCUAUCAGAGGCCUCUAUUCAUAGAGUUAGCAAGCUUCUGCACAUUUGCCACAUCUACCUUUAGGAAAGAAGUAACAGCCCAAAGAGAUCUGCAGAAUUUGCAGUGUGUUUAAAGUACUCUGUAUUUAAAUAGAUAUUAAGGCUGGGGAGACACAUUGAACGGCCAGUGAGCCAAGCCUGUUACUUUCACUACAGUCAAAAAUUUGCUGGGACCACCUGGGAGGAAGUGGUAAUGGAGAAAUGUUUGUCAGUCAGGAGAUGAAAAUUGAAAAGCCUGGAUGAGAUGGGUUGAGGAACAGAUGAUGGCAUAUAGAAUGGAUGAGAUGGAGGAAGAUCAGUUCUAAAAGGCUGGAUAAGACAGGCUGCACCUGUCAUUCAGCUCACCUGAUUAGUGGAAUUCCAGAAAAUUCCUGCGUCUGAUAAUAUAGGGUUCAUUCUCGAACCAGGCGAAACCCAGUAUGGAGGUGGAGAACAUCAGAUGCAUAUGGGGUGAUAGCCUUCUAUUAGAAACAUCCAAAUGUAUUUUAAAUUUAAUAUCCUGUUUCCUACUUUGUAUCAAGUGUAAAAUAAAACUUGUGCAUCAAUCAAA